CAUAGCAGAGAUCGUAAUGGUCACCUCGUCAUUCUGCUCGUCCUUUUUCAUUCCUGGCCAGCUGGUGGAGUACCUGCAGAAGCAGGUGGCUUUCAGCCCCCCCAGCUUGCACUGCCACGUCCGGCCGGGAGACCUUGAGUCUCCCUUCUGCAUGGACUCUACCAUGAUGAUGACCUCCCAAGUCAUGCGCUCUCUGUUGAAGGCGGCGGCCACGACCAGACACACAGGGGACGACGUGCAUUUCUCUGGUCACUUGGCGGCGCUUCUGCGCCUCGAGCACGUCAACACCCAGGCGAUGUUCGAGUGGGAUCCGGCCAAGACGAGCUGCAUCUACAAAGGUCGCUGCACGUUCGCGCACAACUACAACAACUGGGAGCGCACGACGGGCCAACGGGCGCUGUGGAACCUCGUCCUUUGGCAUCGCAGGCUCUAUGCAGGGGACAAGGUCGAACUGUCUGCUAGGCUAGAUGCCAGAGACUACAGGAAUAUGUUCGAGGAGAUCAAGCAUUAUCUGCAGCGUCCCUAUGACGAUGACAAUGACACCGAGAAAUCCGCUCCAUCGAGUGACAUGCGCUUUGCUGACAGCAGAUUGUAAGUUGAAAAGACACAGUGCGCGGCUAUUGACAGUGUGCAUCUGUGACGUUUUUCGCAUACAUUGUUAAAAAAGUCGUAAGCCAGACUCAAGAAGCACAUAAU
This is a messenger RNA of Dermacentor andersoni, 696 nucleotides long. RefSeq lists its product as uncharacterized. NCBI's taxonomy places the organism in Eukaryota, Metazoa, Arthropoda, Arachnida, Ixodida, Ixodidae. The record is from RefSeq and is a predicted model, not a curated record.